AUGGCCCAGGUCAUUGGCAACCAGGCUCCUUAUCUCCAUGAGCCUCAGACAAGUGAUGUGCUCAGAGAGUCGGGACAGGCAGUGACUCCCGGCCCGUCCAAUGAGGUCUCCAGAGCGCAGGCCGCAUCCUCGGACGCUGUACGCAAUUCGAGGACCAGGACGGUAAGCUUCAACGAUGUGGAGUCCGUACACUCUCCGCAGGAACACACUCUAGGCGUCCAGUCUCAGUUCACCACCAACAGCAGCCGGUUGUCCAGAAGGUUGCAGCGUGCCAGCGGCAGGUCCCUGUGGCGAUAUCCAAGCAACACCGGGCAGGUGCCGCGUUACAUGCAGAGGGCCUUCCGUGUAAAGACUUUUGGCCUCCUGGCGCUGCAGCUGCUCGUGGCCCUGGCGAUUGGGGCGGUGAUGAGCUACUUAAAGCUCUGGAAAGAGUUUGAGAUCCCUUCGAGUCCGGCAGUCACGGAGGUCAUCACCUACAGCACGGGCGCCGUCAAUCUGCUCUGCGUCCUGCUUCUACACUUUUUGUCAGACAGGUUCCCGGCGAACUACCUGUGUUUGCUGCUCACGACAAUGGUCUCGGGAUUUUUUUGGGGACUGACGCACCUGGCGCCCCAGUUCGGAGAUGAGCUGGUGCAUGUACAGAUUGGCCUGAUCCUGUUUAUUACCAUGUUUGUGGCGGCAGUGGUCUCGUACAUCCUGGACAGCCGGGAAGAGAAGAUCACUGGCUCCAGCUUGAUUGCGAUCUCCCUUGGCUCUGGCUACCUCCUGGGCGCAAUAACCAAUGUGCUCCUCUUCACCCUCGUUCUGGAAGCCACACCGUUUCAAAUCUUUGGCGGGAUAGGCUUCGCGCUGCUGCUGCUAGGGAUUCUGCUGCUGGAUGUGGGUGGUUUGCUGAUCACCUGCCAGCCAGACGAUUUUAUGACCGUCAUUGUGGCGAUGAACUCCACCCUCCUGGUCAUUGUCAGCAUUCCCUUCUUCUUCCUGGGCUUUUGCAUUCUUAGGUUGGGCGAGGCGAGGGAGGUGGAGGAGCCUCAUGCUCCAGAGAUUCCAGAGGCGAAUUCAAGAAGGUAA
This is a messenger RNA of Symbiodinium pilosum, 1071 nucleotides long. The record is from the annotation of a GenBank genome assembly. Lineage: Eukaryota; Dinophyceae; Suessiales; Symbiodiniaceae.